Molecule: messenger RNA, 537 nt
Organism: Diutina rugosa
Lineage: Eukaryota; Fungi; Ascomycota; Pichiomycetes; Serinales; Debaryomycetaceae
Exons: 1
Coding region: 1-537 (178 amino acids)
Source: RefSeq, a predicted model, not a curated record
AUGCUGAGUAAGACCGCUUUACGGGGUACGCUCCGGGAGGCCCAAGGCACCGAGGACAUUGACAGCGAUCUCCGUGAUACGGAAGCACUGGUGGCUAAGUUGAAGGUACUGCUCGACGCUCAGAAGGAUCGGAUGGAGCACUAUCGCGCCCAGCUCGAGCAGCAAGAACGCGUACGCCAGGAGUGGCGGAAGGAGGCAGCCAAUAUCAGAGCACAGGCCCGACAGAAGCGGGCUAUUUUUGAGCAGCUUACCAAGCAAUUGGCGCAGAUUCGGGGUGCCAUCGCUCGCGAGACUCGAUAUCAACAGGUGGUGGAAAAUGCCGAAAUUGCCAUCGCAGGCGAUGACUUAAGUGUGGAAGACCAUACACCCCAGCGCCACCGGUCAGUGGAUUUGACCAGUAUCACUAGCAGAGAGCUGUUGGUGUCGGAGGCUUCCUUGAAUUCACAUAAUCUUGAGGAUAUUAUUGUAUCUCGGGGCGAGUCUCUCACCUCUGUGGGGCUGGUUUCCUUGGAUGGAGAAGCAAUUGAGGAGUCUUAG